Messenger RNA from Solea senegalensis (Senegalese sole), 3719 nucleotides. RefSeq names its product coiled-coil domain containing 85C, b (gene ccdc85cb). The coding region runs from base 683 to 1903 and encodes 406 amino acids. The transcript is spliced from 7 exons. Gene Ontology annotation, cellular component: apical junction complex. The record is from RefSeq and is a predicted model, not a curated record. Lineage: Eukaryota; Metazoa; Chordata; Actinopteri; Pleuronectiformes; Soleidae.
ACUGAUUUCAAACAGUGAGUGUUUGGUCAACGAGGAGGAGGAGGAGGUGGGAGAGGACGACGAGAAGGGUGGGGGACACAUCCUUUGCUAAUUCCGAGCUGCCAGACCGGGAGGAAACCCUGAGUGAGUCCGUGUGUAAACACAGCAGCUCGGUGACGAGACUCAGCCGAGCACCGCCGGUGACUGAGACACGCGCUCGGGAAAACUAAGAAACAGAAUAGGAAAAGAAAGGUUGGUUUGCUCAAGUGUUUUCUCUUUAGUUCGCCAUUUUCGCGUUACAUUAAUAUCAAAACCUCCAGUUUUAGUGCGUUUAUCCACCCGCUGAAUGGACACAGCCAUGGACCGAGGUGCGUUCACUGACCUGAUUGGACCUGAAUGCAAAUCACUGGUAAUUCAUUAAUAACCAUGUGUUUCGGUUUUUGACGAGUUGUAGUUUCAGAGGUACAAAAAUAAAAGAUUCACGCGGACAUUCAGUCACUCGUGUUGUUGUAGCAUCACAAUAACAUUCUUAUCAUCGGCCUGUUCAGACGGAGGGUAAAAGCUAUACUUUUUGGACAAUGUGUUCUUUCUUUUAUUCAAUUUCGCAACUGAGGGUCGGUUAAAUGAGUUGUGGUCGGUAACUUUCAAGUCGCCCUUUUUUUUAUUUUUUAACGAACUGAGACUCGAAGUCAAAAGACAGAACAUGGCUAAAAACCUGUCCGAGGGAGCGACGGAUGACCUGAGCCAGCUGACGGACGAGGAGCUGCUGCGCUGCGGGAAAGAGGAGCUGCUCCGGAGGCUGAGGAAGGUCGACAGCGAGAAAAUGAACUUGAUGAUCGAGCACGGGAACAUGAUGAAAGACAUCAACAGGAGGCUGCAGGUGCACCUGCACGAGAUCCGGAACCUGAAGGAGAUCAACCAGAAGCUGCAGGACGACAACCACGAGCUGCGAGAGCUCUGCUGUUUCCUGGACGAUGACCGGCAGAAGGGCAAGAAGCUGUCCCGAGAGUGGCAGCGCUUCGGCCGCUACACUGCCACUACCAUGUGGAAGGAGGUGGGCUCCUACAUGAUGAAGCUGAAAGAGCUUGAGGCCAACCAGGAGACUGUGUUGAGGGAGAACUCUGAGCUGAAGGAGAUCAUCCUCAUGCUGGAUGAGGAGAGGAACGGUGCAGGGUCCAGGAGCUCCAUAGACAGCCAGUCCAGUUUGACCAAUCUGAACGGGGGCACCGGGACGGUCAGGGAUGUUGGGGACGGGAGUAGCACCUCCAGCACAGGUAGUGCUGGCAGCCCCGAUCACCACAAUCACAACCACAUACACAAGCCUUCAGAGAACAGUAAGCUGGGCCCCACCAUGAGGAGGUCCAUGGAUGACCUGUCAGCACCUCAUCACAGAAGCAUCCCCAAUGGACUUAAUGAUCCCUCCUCCAACUACAUCAGGCAGCUGGAGACAAAAGUGCGGAUCCUGGAGGACGAUAACAAUAAGCUUCUUUCACAGGCUCAUAGCAGAUAUAGCUUAUCACAAAUACAGACGAAAAAGCAGUGUAACCCAGGUGACCUCCGUGCCCUGAGGAAGGGAAUGACCCUCUACCACUCAGAGUCCCAGCUUUCCUCGCUGCCCCAACGCCAGGACGCCAUGCACAUGGGUACGGGUCGUCUCCCAACCAGUGAGUCCUCCCCUGCUACAGGCUACCUGUCCUGUGUCCAGAAGCCUGAGGCUGUGGUGCAUGCCAUGAAGGUGCUCGAGGUCCACGAGAACCUGGACAAGCAGGUCCCUGAGGACUAUGAGGACGAUCUGAGUGAGAAGGAGAAGGCCAUUGUGCGAGAGAUGUGCAACGUGGUGUGGAGAAAGCUGGGCGACGCAGCGGGAUCAAAGCUGUCCGUCAGACAGCACCUCUCUGGGAACCAGUUCAAAGGGCCACUGUAGUGCUCCAGACGGAGAGAGGAAGGGAAAGAGGGAUGAGGAUCUAGAAUACAGGGCCCACAAUGCCGUGCUCCCUCCUGCCCACAGCAUUUCUCCAUCAAGCACUCUGUUAAGACUGACCGAGAUAGACACGAUACGGACCCGUAGUCUCUUAUUCACACUUUAUACGUCAUUUUUCUCUCAGAGCUCAUGUUGACAACUGGCAGCUAGUUUCACCGAUUCGCCACUUUUUCUUUGUUGGUUUGGAGACGACGCAGUGAUCUCUCUGCGUAAACCACUACACACACACACACAAACACACACACCACGUGCAGGCCAUAGCAACGCAACAUGAAGCUUAGGAUACGACAUGGUUGCAAGCACAGGACUCGCAUGUCUGUGGCAUGUGAGGGCAACAGCGUUUUUGAUAGCAUCUCCUGUAGAGACCUUAGCUCAUGUCACAUGUUUAUCGCUCCCUCCCUCUCUCCCCUGUUGUGGUCAACCAAGUAUAACCUUAGCGUUAGCAUUCUAAAGUGUUAACUAGGUGAAACCCACUGUGACCUAGCGCCUUUUGCUCAUAAGACAAGUCCAAGGAUAAUGAAGUCUAGAGAUCACUGUUAACUUGUGUAUAUUAUGUAUAAAACCAUGGCACUACUUCAUCGUUAUCGUUGACUUUUACUUUUAUCUGUUUUGUAUUCUAGCGUGGCCAUGUGAUCAAUAAUCUAGUUUGAAAAGCACACACAACCGGACCUUAAACAGGGUUUGCUUUUGGUAAUAAACUUAAUUCUUUUUUCUUUCUUUCUUUCUUUCUUUCUUUCUUUCUUGUUUUUUUAAAUUCUAUUGUAGAUGAAUUGCUAUUAUUAUUAUUAUUGUUGUUGUUAUAAUUCUUUCUCUCUUUAACCUCUGAAAAUGUUUUCAAGGCCAUUUUUGAAUCAAAACAUCUCAAUGAUUUAUAAGACAGAUGCUUUUCUUACUGAAAAUUGUAUGCUGUGUGCAUGCUUGACAAUCAUUUUCUCAGGUUGGGAGGGCUGCAGCUUUACCUUUGCCCAUCUGUGACUGUGAGGGUGUGUGUGUGCGUGUGUGUGUGUGGAAGGAGACUGAAUGGUUCUCUUGCAGCUGUAGCAUCUGCCCGUGAAUCCUCUUCUCGAUUCUUUUUGAACCCUGGUUACAGCACGGUUGAGGAACGCUGAAGACAUUUGCUGAAUCCAUACUUCAAAAACAGGUCAUUUCUGUUGCCGUGGAUUCAGCAGGUGUGUUCAUGCAGCGCAUGUUUCUUAAAAGCCUAAUCUCUGUUUUUCUUAGAAUACGAGCGAUAAGUCUUCCCCUAGAUGUCUUCUGAAAACACUAACAUUUAAAAAAUGAGUAUUUCAUGAUGUCAGAAUGAACACACACUGUUUGUCCAAGUAUUUAUUACCAGGUUUCAGAUAGAGAUGGGAGUGCCGUCAGUAACUGGCGAGUCAUGUUGAAUUUAUCAGAUUUACUCUGUGCUGUAAUCUGAUGGAUCAGAUUAAUGACUGACAGCUCGAGCUCUCCCAUCUCUAGUGUUAUUUGUUCCAAAUUAGAACAUUUCUGAGGCUGCUCGCCACGCACCUCUGUCCUCUCCAUUACUGGGUCAUAAAAAAAAAAAAAUGCUAAAUCGAAUUAUGGUUUUUAAAAGUGUCCUUUUUUUCUAGGAACUGAUUUGAAGCCAUGAUACAAUUUUGAAUACUUUAUAUAUGGCAUUUGAUUUGAGAUGUGCCACGUUUUUCUGCAUGGUGUUCUUUUUUCUGCCUAUAUGCUAAAACCACAGUACAGUCUUUGAACCUACGAUGUAAAUAAAUGUCAAAUCCUGCAGUAACUA